UGUUGUGAAAUGCUUCACGAACAAGCAAAGCUUGUAUUUGGAUUGUAAAAAUUGUAACUAAAGCACUGGUUCUGUUUCAAAACGAUUGCGAUUUUGGUACAGAGUAAAAAUCUUAAAUUAUGAGUUCAAAAGUAAGAGAGUCUGGAAAGGAAGACAAAAACUCAGAAACCACUGGGAAGUGUGCAGGAAAGUCUCCAUCAACAAGUAUGGCAUCCCCUCCAAGUAAAUUAUCUGCCAUCGCUAAAUUUCUUAAAAGUCCUCGUAAGCAAGUAAAGAUAAACGAACAGAGUGAGAAAACAAAAUCAAAAACAAGUAAAUCUAAUAAAAAAGGAAAAAUGAAAAACAUUAAAAGCCCUAGCAAAGGUAGUCCAGUUGUUGGAAGUAAACCCACAACCAGACAAGGUUCGACUCAAAAGCAGGCUACAUUGGAGGAAAAUAAGCAAACUUUGCAUGAAGAAAAACGAGAUUCCCUUGAAAAAAAACAAGGCAAGGGUUCUUCAAGUGAUCUUGCUCAAGACGAGGCUCGGAGCAUUCCCUGUAGCCCUGACAUGUCAAAACACCAGGAUGUUGUCAGUACUCCUGAUCGCACCAUUGGCAGUGGUAAAAAAUCAAUGGUUCAAACAAGUUUGUCAACAACAAAAGAAUUUGUUGAACUUUUGUCAAGCCCAGAGCAUCCUCCUGUUCACAAGAAAAAAGGACGAAAGACUAGAUCCAAAAAAAAGGAGAAAGUGGAUAAGAAACAAACAAGGAUCACAAGUAUUUUCCCAUUGCGGAAAAGCACCAGAAAGACAAAGUCUCAACAAGAGAAAGAUGAGCAGGAAAGAAUAACAAAGAUAAUUUUAUCAAAAAAGUUUGAAGGCUUAGAGGUGCGAACAACAAAAGGAAAGGAGAGGAGUGUUUGCAACCCAUGA
Molecule: messenger RNA, 911 nt
Organism: Dendronephthya gigantea
Lineage: Eukaryota; Metazoa; Cnidaria; Anthozoa; Malacalcyonacea; Nephtheidae
Product: N-lysine methyltransferase KMT5A-like
Exons: 6
Coding region: 120-911 (263 amino acids)
Source: RefSeq, a predicted model, not a curated record